AUGUCAUUUUGUCCCCAUCAUCUCCUGCGUUCCCGCUUCAGCGCCGGGCUACAGUCCCGUGCUCCGAAACAUAGGUUGCGUCUAGGGCAUUGGUAUCGCCAAAGUGCGAAAUUUCCAACAGUACGACAUGUCACGAAUCAUGCGUCGACAUCGAAUAUUCCACAUCAUUGUGCAUAUGACUCUGUUGGCAACGAUCUAACCCCUCGGUCUGACUCUAAUCCAGCUUUAAUUCGCGAACCGAGAGACACCCGGACUGAGGUUAAAGCUCAUAGCCUUCAAGAUGCAGUUCCUCAUCCAGUUCAGGAAUUCGAGGAUGAAAUCGCAGGGGGCUCAUCAUUAUCACAUCUAGAUGGCAUUCCUGGCCCUUCCAUAUCGUCAUCUGGAGAAAAGGGUCACAAUAAUCAGGAGCGCAAAUUCGUCUAUGCUACCCGUACCGUGGUCGACGGGAAGGCGAAGUAUAUCUACAAGACGAGACAGGUGAGCCAGGAGACGUAUGAUUUUCAUCAGAGCAUAAAGAUGAGAUCAUUAUGCUACGAUCGCGAAGAGAUCCAUUCAUGGAGAACCACUUAUAGUAAAAUAUAUCGAGCUGCGCUUUCCGACAUGGAUAUACAAGGGUUUCCCGCGUCGCUGAUGCUCGAUGAUGCCGAUUUAAGUCUACUCGAGAAGAUCAAAACAGACUGCUUGGGUAGGUUCCGUGAGGCUUGGGAUGCAUUGGACAAAUCCACAAAGGCUCUACACUGGAAGCGUUUAUCAUUAUGGCUGUUACAAAAUGCCCCGCAUCUGGCCUUGGAAUUUCUCCUUGUUACCUGCCAAAGUGCGGACAAGCCUUUGUUCGUCAUGGUUUCGGAUUGCUUCCUCUUUCUAGAUAAAUACCAUGCCGGUGAAUUUCAACACUGGGAAAAAGGGGGCCACAAAUACGUGUCCAUUCUACUUACUUGUCUAGACCCAAGCAAUUGGCCUGUUGCGCAUCUUACGCAAAAGGGCGUCCGGCUCUACUUGAAGAAGGCUGGUCCCGAGGAGCUUUACCAUGCCUGGGCCAUCGUGGAUGAAAGGAGGAAUCAUAUAGUAUCCGAGACGUGGCUUUGCUUUAUGCGCCGGUUUACGGAACUCGGGGAUAUCUAUAAAUCAUUAGAGGCACUUGAACUUGUGCGGAGACGGGAGCAGGAUAAUUUUUUGAUGGAUUCUCAAGGAGUUAUGCGUCACUGUUGCAAACUUCUAUUACUCGACUCUGUUCAGGAUACUCCGAAUGGGCGCAAUUUCUAUAUCCUACCCAAGCUUCUCAAAAUGGGGGUGCGACCUGAUCGGGAUAUGAUGAAUAUAGUUCUAUCCAACGCUUUCAAGACCGGUGAUCCGCAGGUGGGAUUCGAUAUGUUCCGUUUCAUGAGACGGCAGUCGCUCGAGCCUGAUUCGUUUACCUACUUAACCUUGCUUAGCGACGCGGUGACUCGUGGUGAUCGAGAGCGUGUUCAAUCACUGAUACAAGAUAUUAGAGCACGUGGGCUGGAGAAGAACGAUUGGAUUGCGAGCAAGAUAUUUCACGCUCAUUUUACUUUCAAUGCCAAGCACCAUGAUCCAAAUGACGACCCCAAUGGAGUUUUUUACUCACUACUGGAUAUGUACAAUCAGUUAUAUGACAUCACGCCGUUAAAGGAGCUUUCUAUCAUUCCGCCAGAAUACACCCCUCCCCCGGGAGGUGAUAAUCUCCAACCAUCUCUCAUUGCUCUGUACCUGAUGAUCGCGACCUAUCUACGGUGCCAGAAACGCAUAUCCCACGCUCAUCGCGUCUACACUAAAUUCAAAACCCUUGUCUCACGGGACCACCCAGUCAUAGCUCCACUAGCCUCCACCGACCAUACUUACAACGAGUUUUUGGUAGCUUUUCGGGAUGAUCCUCGCGGGCUGCGACCGGCUGUGCGACUAGUAGAGGAUAUGCUGCACUCUUCUAACCAAGACCGGGAACUCGACGAUGGGGUUACCGUUCAUGGCAAACCAUCAGUUCGGACUUGGACAGUCCUGAUGAGCGCCUUCACCUUCAAUAAACAGCCACUUGCCGCGGAGAAGGUUCGGGAGAUGAUGGCCAAACACCGAGUAGAAUAUAACCAGGUUACCUGGAACACAGUCAUCAACACCUAUGCAAACGCGCAAAAUACUGCUGAGGUUGCAAAGUCAAUUAAGGCCAUGGAAGCUCAAGGCUAUUCUAUGGAUUCAUAUACAAUGAAAUGUCUCCGCUACCUCCAAGAUCCAGAGCGCCUAUGGAUUGCGGUAGAAGAACUGGACAAGGCGACGGACGCUCGCCACGAUAUGAUGGCCUCUUCUGAUCAGAGGCCUUUGGCGGAGCAUGAAUUGGGUGAAGAUGAGCAUCUGUUGGAGCAAGGCUUGCAACGUCUGUGCGAAAGAAAGGAGUCUGCCCGUUGA
Molecule: messenger RNA, 2415 nt
Organism: Aspergillus pseudotamarii
Lineage: Eukaryota; Fungi; Ascomycota; Eurotiomycetes; Eurotiales; Aspergillaceae
Product: pentatricopeptide repeat protein
Exons: 1
Coding region: 1-2415 (804 amino acids)
Molecular function (GO): protein binding
Source: RefSeq, a predicted model, not a curated record